Phascolarctos cinereus (koala) is the source of this 2250-nucleotide messenger RNA. NCBI's taxonomy places the organism in Eukaryota, Metazoa, Chordata, Mammalia, Diprotodontia, Phascolarctidae. The record is from RefSeq and is a predicted model, not a curated record.
GCGGUCUCAUGAAGACCCUGAGAGAGAGAAAGACGAGGCUGAGGGCUUUGGACUUAGAGAAUCUAAGACUCUUCUUCCCAGACUGGAUUACUAGGUAUUUUCCGAACUCAACAUUGUGGCUCCAUGCAUUGCCACAGGUUGUCCUCCAUGCCUGGAAGAUACUGUAUAAUCCAACCCUAAUUCUCCUCUUCCGUUGAGGCUCAACUCUGGGAAAUCUUCACUUAUCUCCCACCUGAAGAAAUCAAUACGAGUGGCUUAUAGAAGAAGGGAAGAAUGAAUGUUUUGAUGAAAGGCAUGUCAAUCUUUUGAAAGCUCAAGUCAUGCAGCUACAGAGGCAGAUAGUACUGCUUACAGAGGGAUUAAGUUCCUGGGCUGCUCUUCUGCUAGAGUUGAAUGAAGCUUUGAAUCCUCUCUCUGAAAAACUCAGAUCUUUUCUUGACUGUAGUAGUCCUACUUGUGAAGUUCCAGUUGCACGGUCUGAACUGAAGCAAAUGAUUAAAAUGUGCCAGGUCCUUCAAAGUAAACUACAAAAAAACUAUCAAGCUACUGGCAUCGCAGAACUGGCUCUGCCCUGGUUGAUGUUUAGGAAGAACUUUACUAAACCGACAGUCACGCUUCUCGACCUUUGCUAUGGGAAAAUGGACAAUUUAAAUUUACAAUAUGUGAGUGCCCUUGAAACAAAACUUAGCCAGUUGUAUAGACACCUGCAUGGUAUGAGACAAACACUGAACUUCAUUCUAGCCCCAGGACAGGGGUCCCACAAGCAAUCUCUGCAAGUUCUCCCCAUUGUGGUGUAUUCUAGACUGAUAAAUCAGAUGAAGAGAUGUAAUCAGUCUUUGGAGGAAUGCUGCAGUGACUUGCUUAUUUUGACCCUUAUUGUACCUUCAGCACCCUGGAUAAAUGACCAACAAGCAGAAGUUAAUUUCCAUAGAAGUAUCUACAACCUCCAAAUUAAAUACACCAAAGCUGUUUUUGAGGGUAUAAAGCAAGACUACCACUCUUUUCUGGCAAAUGUUGAUGGUGUUCUAUGUUCCCCACUAAGAGAUAUUCUUUCGUCAUAUAUAAAUCUUACAUCUGAACCAUCAGACGCAGCUUUCAAAAACUUUCUCGCUAUUUUAAAAAACAAUGCCAAACAGAUUCAAGAGGCAGUUGACACUUUGACUCCAUCACAGAAUCUACAGCAUGAAGGUGACGAGGCCUUGUCGAAGUUGGGAAGAGUUUUUCCUUUCUUUAGAGCAGUCCUUCAAAGACUGUGGUGAGCAACAAGAGAGGUGGAGGUCUUAAGAACUGAGCUGGACCAAGCCAUGGCAGAACUUCAGGUUUUAAGAAGGGAACACGGGGAGAAAGAAAUGGAGCCCCCUUCGAGGUUUUCAAAGUGGAAAGGGGAAGGUGGGAAAGUGUCAUGGACAGAAGACAUGCCAACUCAAGUGUCCACAUCCCUGCUUGCUUCUCCAAAACAGAAACUGGUAGUUAAUUCCAUUUUUUCAAGUAAAGCAGAAAGUUUUCGAGCCAACUUGCAACCUCAGGAAGAAAUGAUUGAGUGGGCCCCCAGCUGCCCCUGAGGGAAGAACUCCAGGAGUAAGGGCAUAAAAUUCACAAUACUGUCUUCACAAGAUUAAUCAGGGGUCCCCGUUCAGUCACCCCUGUAAGCAUGUCUUUCAUAUUCAUUCUAGGUGCUGGUAAACCUCACAUGCCAAAAUGGAUUUCAAGCCUAAAAAGUAACUUUGAACUUAUCUAGAGAUAAAUCCUAAAGAAAUGAAAUGUGAAUGGUGUAAAAAUGAUAAUGAUUGUUCAUUUUCCUUUAAUUUUUCAUUUUUGUAAUUUCAAUGUAUGAUUGUAUAUUUCACUCUGUGAAUCUCAUUCUGGAACAAAUCGAUACAACUCCUUGCUGUUGCCUUUACUGGCUCCAUGAACAGAGGUUUCUUACAUUUUGACCAUCUGUCUCUUAAUUUAAUGACUGAUAAAAAGAAUUAUCUUCAGCUUUUAAUGCUGCUAAAAAUGAUAAAAUAUUACACUACCUUACUUGAAAGUAAUAACAAUGCACUAAAAAUGUUUACAUGGAGCAAAUGCUUUCAGAAGUGCCUAUUUUUGUGAAGUAUAAUUAAAGAAAAUUUAGCAAAGGAGCUCAUAGCAUGUAGCUAAUUUGUUUUUCAACUAGUUAUUUUCAUUUUUAAAAUCUCUUUGUAUAUUAAGGGUGUUCAAAUUUUAAAGUUGGUGUUUUGUUAACAAAUAAAUAAAGUUGAAAUUUCA